AUGUCUACGCCCGGCGCCAAUCCAUCGGACGCAGAGAUGGCCGACGGCACCAGCACGCCUCAUCGCACCCCUGGUAGUCGAGCAGGCGCCAUCUCUAGCCCUCUCCAGUUCCCUUCAUCCAGUCCUGCGCCCGGACUGGGCGCCACUCCAAAGAGCAUGCGCAAUGGUCGCGGUGCUUCCAGCGUCGCCCCUUCCUCUGCUCGCGGCUAUGGCGAAUCCUCUCCACUGCGCUUCCCAUCGAGCUCCAUAGCUGGCACACCUCGAGCUGCUGCGGGCCACACGAGCAACCAUGACGAUGGGAAUCGCAACGCUACCCCCGGCAGCACUGCUCGACAGUCGCACCAGCGAAGUGGACUCUUCUUCGACGACCUCUCUACACCCCGUCCCCGCCGCGGUGAGAUUCAUUCGAGUGCAUUGCAAGUAUCGCCUGCUGCAAUGCGCCAAGCGAGAAACUACGCUGCUCGUCACCAGACCCCUGUAGGCACCGAGGAUGGCGCUGCCUCGUCCUUUUCCGACUUUAACCAAAAGGUCAUUUGGGGCACCACUGUCAGCAUUGGCUCGACGAUGACCAUGUUCAGAGAAUUCCUGCGCGCAUUCAAGCUCAAAUACAGAUGGGCUGCUGAAGCCAAGGAGCAAGGCGAGGGGCGCGCAAACAGUCAUGCUCGUGUCCCGCCAGGUCGCAAAGUGUCCGAGGGAGAGACGUUGGUGUACGAGAAUUACCUUCGACGUAUGCGCAUCACCGAUCAGACCAACCUCAACCUGCGCGUAACGGAUCUGGCUGCCUUUGGGCCAUCGAAGCAGCUGGCUCAUCACCUCAUCAAGUACCCGAAUGAAGUCGUUCCCAUCAUGGACCAAGUGCUCAAGGAUGAGAUGAUCGACUUGGCAGAGAGGGACGCUGCCAACGCCCCUCGGUAUGGAGGCGGCGCCGUCGAAGAGGCAGAACGCCAACAACAAAUAUCGGCCGACAUGGAGCGGCUGGAGUCGUCGCUCUUCAAAGUCAGAGCCUUCGGCCUGGACGCCAUCAACAUGAGGCAGCUCAACCCCAGCGACAUCGACAAACUCAUCACCAUUCGAGGUCUCGUCAUUCGUUGCACGCCCAUCAUCCCCGACAUGAAGCAGGCCUUCUUCAGGUGCAUGGCCUGCAACCACACCAUCCCCGUCGAGCUCGAUCGAGGUCGCAUCACCGAGCCAGACCGUUGCCCGCGAGACAUGUGCAACCAGCAGGGCACCAUCUCGCUCAUCCACAACAGGUGCGAGUUUGCCGACAGGCAAGUCAUUCGUCUUCAAGAGACUCCCGACGCUGUGCCGGAUGGUCAGACUCCGCACACAGUCACUCUCUGCUCCUACGAUGAGCUGGUAGACGUGUCGAAGCCAGGUGAUCGAGUCGAGGUGACUGGAAUCUUUCGCAGUCAGGCGGUUCGCGUCAACCCUCGUGCGCGCACCCAAAAGAGCUUGUACAAGACGUUUGUGGAUGUCAUUCACAUAAAGCAGGGCGACACGCGUCGACUAGGAUUGGACGCCAGCACCCGCGGUGUGGCAGAAAAGGGUGACGCCCGUCGUGCUCAGGCUCUCGGAGUUGGUGGCGAGGAAGAUGACGACGCGGACGACGACGGUGAAACGCACACCGCUGAAGCCCUCAACUCCGAGACUGAGCAAAAGAUGCGUGCGAUUGCGAACCGUCCCGAUUGCUACGAGCUGCUGGCAAGAAGCCUUGCACCAAGCAUCUAUGAAAUGGAGGACGUCAAAAAGGGCAUCCUGCUGCAGCUGUUCGGAGGAACCAACAAGACCAUCUCUUCCGGCGGCGGGGGUGGAGGCCCAAGGUAUCGAGGCGACAUCAACGUGCUCAUGGUUGGUGACCCAGGAACGAGUAAAAGUCAGCUGCUGAUGUACGUGCACAAGAUCGCCCCUAGAGGCGUGUACGCGAGCGGCAAAGGAAGCAGCGCCGUCGGUCUCACGGCCUACGUCACCAGGGAUCCCGACACGAAGCAAUUGGUCCUCGAAAGCGGUGCUCUGGUGCUCAGUGACGGAGGUGUCUGCUGCAUCGACGAAUUUGACAAGAUGAGCGACGCAACUCGCAGCGUCUUGCACGAAGUGAUGGAACAACAAACGGUGUCGAUCGCAAAGGCGGGCAUCAUCACCACUUUGAAUGCCAGGACAUCUGUGUUGGCCGCCGCCAACCCCGUUGGCUCCAAAUACAACGUCCGAUUGCCCAUCACGCGCAACAUCGACCUUCCACCAACGCUGAUCUCACGUUUCGACCUGGUCUACCUCGUGCUCGACAAGGUCGAUGAAGCGUCGGACCGACGUCUGGCUCGACACUUGGUGGGAUUGUACCUCGAAGAUAGACCUAGCACCGCCCCCGGAGCUGACGUGCUUCCCAUUGAGACGCUCACGUCGUACAUUGGACACGUGCGUGCCAAUGUUCAUCCAGUGAUCUCGGCAGCAGCUGGUGAAGCGCUUGCCGAACGCUACGUGGCCCUGCGAAAAGCGGGCGAAGAUCCGCGAAGCUCAGAGCGGCGCAUCACUGCUACCACGAGACAGCUCGAGAGCAUGAUCCGAUUGUCUGAAGCCCAUGCGCGCAUGCGAUGGAGCGAGACGGUGGAGGUUCAAGACGUCGACGAAGCGGCCAGAUUGAUCGCGGAGGCGACCAAGAGCAGCGCUACGGAUCCCACCACUGGACUCAUCGACUUGGACCUCGUCAACACUGGUCGAGGUCUUGCAGGCCGAAAGCUCGCAAGCGAUCUGAGACGAGAGGUGAUUAGCCUCAUCGACUCGAUGGGAGGCGGAACGAACGCUGCGAAUGGCUCGACCGCCCCAAACGUAUCCGCGCGCGCAAUCAGGUAUUCGGAGCUGGCAAAAGCCCUGGCGGAACAAAGCACGUAUGGAUCCGUCGACCCCACCGAGCUGUACGAUUUGAUGAGGACUCUCGAGACCGAGGGCCUCGUCAAGAUCGCCGGCAGUGGCGAAAGAAGAACGGUCAAGCGAGUGGGCUGA
Ceraceosorus guamensis is the source of this 2994-nucleotide messenger RNA. RefSeq names its product putative replication licensing factor MCM4. Gene Ontology annotation, molecular function: single-stranded DNA helicase activity; ATP binding; single-stranded DNA binding. Gene Ontology annotation, cellular component: nucleus; MCM complex. The record is from RefSeq and is a predicted model, not a curated record. The coding region runs from base 1 to 2994 and encodes 997 amino acids. The transcript is spliced from 6 exons. Gene Ontology annotation, biological process: mitotic DNA replication initiation; DNA replication; DNA strand elongation involved in DNA replication. NCBI's taxonomy places the organism in Eukaryota, Fungi, Basidiomycota, Exobasidiomycetes, Ceraceosorales, Ceraceosoraceae.